UCGGCCCCUUCCCUCCUCCUCCCCCACCCCCGGCACCCCUGCGCCCGGAGCGCUCCUCUGGGGGCCUCGCUCCUCCCCACCUCGGGCACCCUCACCUCCCCCCAGCGGCCUCCAGGGCGUCCCGCGUUUCUCUCUCCGAGCGCUCGCGGUUUCCCGUCGGUCUCUCCCGGUGCCCGUUGCUCACUCACACUCUUGGGUCUGGUUAGUCCAGACCUGCAGCUUGUCCUUGAUUUCCCAAGUGGGAAACGUUUGCAAUUCCAAGGCAAGCCAAGAGCUAAGGUUUAGAACAAAGUCUGCCUUGGACCCUUUCAGAAGAUGACAGGAUUUUUAAAAAAAUAGUUGCGCACCCCCCGCGCCCGCACCGUGCUUUGGAGAUAGUAAGAAUUGGAGCAGAGCACGGGGACUUCAGUUCACGCAUGGAAAGAGAUCUUUGUUAGUUGGAGGAAGGAGAACUUGCCUGAGCUUCGUGCCUUUGUUUUGUUUUUGUGAGAGGGAUGUGUCUCCUAAAUGAAUGUUUGCUCCAGCGUUGCACCUCAAAUAAGUCACCUAGAUAUCCACGCUCUCUUUAUCCACCCCCUCUUGACUCGUGUGACUAGAAUAGUUUUAAUUUUUCUUCUCAAGGGAAUGGCUAAACAGCUCCGAUCUGGGCGUUUGAUAGAGUGUCAUUCAAGAAUGAGUGAAGUUGAGGUGCCUAUAAGCAACUCAGAAAUUGUUGUGGCCAUGCUUGGGGGAGAUAGAGCCCUCCACUCAGGUGAUGAGAGGAGACCUCAGAGGUGACCGAUCCAGGGCCUUUCUCCCUGCCCCACCCCAGCUCGUACCUCCAGUGAAACUUGGCUGGGCUUAUCAAGAGCUCCUUUCAUUCACUGCAACUUCAUUUGUUAGAAAGCUUCUCUGUGUAUUUAGUAGGCAUUGUCUCCAACAUGUACCACUGGUCUGGCUUUUGUUAGGCCGUUAAUAGUGUACAUGUGACAGCUUUUCAAGUACAGGUGCUCCUCGACUUACGGUGGGGUCGCAUCCAGUAAACACAUCGUUAACCCUGAAGUCGAACCAUCCGAAGUCCGGAGACCAUCUGUAUUUGAAAAAAGUCCCUUUGCAUUCCUUGUCAGAGUUCUGGUUUUCAAGGGGAGAAAUCUGUUUGUGUGUUUGUUUGAUCAUUCUGCCCAAAGGAGAUGUGGCUUUGGGUCCUUUUCCCCACUCAUCUUCCACAAUGAAUUACUUUGUCCAUAUUACCGUUAAGAAGUACAUCCAGGUUGGAAUGUGAUCUUCCGUACGUAGCCUCCCAAAACCCCAUUACCAUAGCUUCAUGCUUGUGUUGAUACAGCCACAAUCACAGCCUCCUCAGGUGUCAGUUCUGAGACCUUCCCAUGCCUGUCGCCACUCAGCAAGUGUUCUUCAUGUUCCCUGGCAGUUGGCAUUGUAAGGAGCAGCCAGGUUGUCAUGGACUGUUGCUAGUUACCACAGAGUAGUGAAUUAUAUUAAGGAUUAAUUACAGCAGACAAUGUGCACAGUAUCGAGUGCAGCAUUCUAAAAAUGAUUCUACACUUCUACUUUGAAAAAUUGGAUUUGACUAGAUUGUAGAAUCCAGGUGAAAAUGAUAGGGUUUGGUUUGGUGAAGAGCUUAGUUGUCGGUGUUUUUGGUGACAUCAUGACUGAUCACAUCGAUGGUUUCCAGUGUGAGGGAGUGUUAGAUUACCAGACAAAGAUGGUAAUAAAUAUCAGACCCCACAACUAUUCACAUGGAUCCUACCAAUGGCAGUAGGUAUAGAUAGGGUUACCCCCUCGUCAAAAGAUUACCAGUGUGUUGUGUGGUAAAGAACGUUGCUGUCUUGAGUAUUUUUAAAAGCCGCACUGGUGUGGUAUUAAAAACACAGGCCUUUUGCCAUAGAGUCCUGGGUUUGAAUGCAGCCCCUCUCCUCACAAACUGGCUAUGCGAUGAUGAACAAAUUAACCGGCCAGCUCCAAUUUGCUUCUUAAUGUUGUGAAGUGUAAAUGAGGCCAGGACUGGCAGGUGGUACCUGGAAAAAGGUGCUUGUUUUUACUAAAAAGCUGUCUGAACUUUCAAAUUAAGGCAGAGUUCAAAAUAAGUGAUAGUUACUUAGUGGAAAAUGAAACCUAUCCAACAUACAGUUUGAGGUUACCUUCUAAAGAUGUGGCUUUGAGACAGAAUGUUGGAACAUUGUAUACAGGCUUCCGGGUGAAGAGGUGGCUUUGACUGAGGAGAGUAUGCGAUUUCCAGCUCUUUUCCUAAAUAGACCCUUAAGCAUCCAAACACAUGAUUCCGCUUUUAACCACUGACCCAAAUUUUAACAUGACUGUGCUAGGCUAGGGUGCAGCCUCAGAACUAAGUGGCUUAUCCAGGAUUAAAGUUGACCUCAUUAGGACUUAAUUCCAUCUAAGUCAGCUGGCUAUGGACCAUAAUCUAACAAGGGCUCCGAAAUAAUUCAAAAAAUUCAAAAAGAGUGUGAAAAUUUAAUGACUGGACCAUCCUGUUGAUUUGCAAAACCUAAUAUUCAGCUCUAAAAUCUUGAGUGUGAAGAUUGAGUAUUGCACCCUAAAAAUAGAAGAGAAUUUGUGUUAAGCUAUACCCUUCACACUUUUUGUUCACUUGUAAGAAACUAUGUGAUUAUUUUCAUUCCUGGGAAAACCUCCCACCACUGUCUCCAGUUGUGUACGUGGGUGUGUAUGAAAUUCGCCCCCGGCCCCUUGCCACCCCACAGUAUUUCUUUACGAUCCUCAUUCUGCUGUUAGAAAUCCAGAGGAAUGUGAAGAGGAAAGCAAGUAUAAACUUCAUCAUAAUUAUAACAGGUUGUUAAAAAGGUUGUGUUCAUUUCAGAAAAUGUCUUCAUGAGGUCUGGUGGUCUUUUUCCCUGACAAUUUGUAUCUGGUGUUUUGUAAAGCAUUACCAUUUUAUGUGAAGUUAAAGCAGUUACUUUGAAAAAGUUACAUGCGGUAAGUAUAAAAUCGGAAAGGAUAUUUUUGUAGGUUUAAGAAGGGUAAGACUUCUCCACAUGAAAAAGUGUUUUCUUGUGAAUUAGAUGAAGCUAUGCUGUAUUUUAAUAGUUAGGCUCAGAGGUGACACAUGCUGCGUGCGCUUUUUCUUCUUGAAGGCAGCUUGGGAGAAGUUAUAGUAUUGCCUAAUUGUGAUCUUGAACAUGGGCGGUGCCGUGAGUGCUGGCGAAGACAAUGACGAGCUGAUAGACAACUUGAAAGAAGCGCAGUAUAUCCGCACGGAGCUGGUAGAGCAGGCUUUCAGAGCCAUCGAUCGCGCAGACUAUUACCUUGAAGAAUUUAAAGAAAAUGCAUAUAAAGACUUGGCAUGGAAGCAUGGAAACAUUCACCUCUCAGCCCCGUGCAUCUACUCGGAGGUGAUGGAAGCCCUAGAUCUGCAGCCUGGACUCUCAUUUCUGAACCUGGGCAGUGGCACUGGGUAUCUCAGCUCCAUGGUGGGCCUCAUUCUAGGUCCUUUUGGUGUGAACCAUGGGGUGGAACUUCACUCAGAUGUGAUAGAGUAUGCAAAGCAGAAACUGGACUUCUUCAUCAGAACAAGUGAUAGUUUUGACAAGUUUGACUUCUGUGAACCUUCCUUUGUUACUGGGAAUUGCCUGGAGAUUUCUCCGGAUUGUUCUCAGUAUGAUCGUGUAUACUGUGGGGCUGGUGUGCAGAAAGAACAUGAAGAGUACAUGAAGAAUCUUCUCAAAGUGGGAGGGAUCCUUGUCAUGCCAUUGGAAGAGAAGUUGACUAAGAUAACACGCACAGGUCCUUCAGCUUGGGAAACCAAAAAGAUUCUUGCUGUUUCUUUUGCUCCUCUGAUCCAGCCCUGCCAUUCAGAGUCAGGAAAAUCAAGACUUGUCCAGUUACCACCAGUGGCAGUUCGCAGCCUGCAGGACUUGGCUCGCAUUGCCAUCCGGGGCACCAUUAAAAAGAUUAUUCAUCAGGAAACUGUGAGCAAAAACGGAAACGGACUAAAGAACACCCCCAGGUUUAAACGAAGGAGAGUUCGCCGCCGUCGAAUGGAAACGAUUGUCUUUUUGGACAAAGAAGUCUUUGCCAGUCGGAUUUCCAACCCCUCAGAUGACAACAGCUGUGAAGACUUGGAAGAGGAACGGAGGGAAGAAGAAGAGAAGACCCUGCCUGAAACUAAGCCAGACCCCCCAGUGAACUUCCUACGCCAGAAGGUUCUGAACCUCCCUCUGCCAGAUCCCCUGAAAUACUACUUGCUUUAUUACAGAGAAAAAUAAGUCUCCUGUUUGAAAGGGGGAAAUGAGGAAGAGCAGAUGGCUGAGUCUGAAGUUCGUGCUGCCUAUGUGCUGUUGAAGGGUCACCUGGAGGUAGACGUUGUGGGGAAGGGAACUGCUGGGCUCAUCCACACCGUGGUUUUCUUCUUCUAGUUCCUGAUUGACCUCUAAAAUUCUAUUCAGUUGUAUGAUUUCUUUACAUAAUUCCACAAGACUUUCAUUGCAUAGAAGAUUGUUUUCCCAAGGCGGAGAGAAUCUUCAUAGAGAAAAAGAGAAGGCUGUUUCUUUUUCGGCUCUGACGAAACACUAAAGUGUGCGUAAUAGAGACUGUUUGAUGACCGUCCCUCAUACGACACGCACGUUACUAAAAAUGAAAACUGAAGUGAAACUAACCUGUGUUGCUUGUAAAGUGUGAAAGCACAAGCUUACAAAUGUAUAAAAUCUUUUCUGGGUGUGACGUACCUGCGUCCAAGUUUGAAUUUUUAUGAUAUGUGCCACUUAGUUACUGGCACUGAGUAUCACUGAAUUUCUUAGUUUUCCAGUGGGGAAACAUACUGAGAAGCCCUCCCUUACUUAAGUAAGUUAAUUAAAUCUUAUGUGAGUUAUCAGUUGUAAUUUUUCAAAGGAAAAAUUUUGAUAGGGUGGAGGAAUGAAUUGCCAGAUAAUCUUUCUGGAAUUCUGGGAGAAUUCCAAAGAGGUUUUUUUUUUUUUUUUUUUUUUUUAUGACAUCUUUUGAUACCUUUAAAAGAAGCACUGUCAAGUAAUCCUUAAAAUAAUAUCCUGGAAAAGGAAGCAAAUUAUUUCCUGCGUGUAAGCAAUAAGUGAACUUACAUUUGCCCUAACCCUAGGGAUGAUUCUUUACCCAGUUUUAAAGCCGAUCAUGGUUUUCUAAGGUGUUGACACCUCCAUCCUCAGAGCAGGCAGAAAGUAUCAAAUAGACUGAGGACUCUAGGUAGAAAGGAAAGAGACUGGGGACUCUAUGAUGGACAGCCUGUGCUUUUUGACUCAGUUUGCUAUUUUUCUGUGAUCACAUUAGAGUACUGAUUCAUAGAUUCUAUCUUUUAUAAUUCUGGAGAAAAAGAGAUUUGUUAGUUUUGUAAUUUUUUUGUAAGAGCAAAUGUAUGUAUUUUAGUAGCUCCAUUGCAUGAGAACAGUGUAACUCACACUGACUUGUGAUAUCAGCCUUCUCUGGGCCUUGUGUGUGGAGAGCUUUCUGUCUUACCAGGUGGUAGGGCUAAAAGAACAGCAGCCUUUUUGGUAGUCACAUAGCAGAAUGAUCAGAGUUACAUUGCUUAUUCCAAAAAUUGGUUCUUUUUAAAACAUUUUUUUUUUACCCAAAGAAAAGAAUAAUAUAAAUUACUAACAAUAAACAUAAAUUCAGAGUGUUGAUGUAGGAUUCAGUAUCCAGAGUUUAUUUUUAAUCUUAAUCCUCAGCUUCUUGGGAGUUGCUGGGCUUCAGUGUCUCUGUGGUUUCGCCAGCUUAGCUUGAGCUCUGGUGAUUUUGGAUCUUUUCUGCUUUUUUAAGUAACUGAGUCAUUUUUACCACACAGCCCAGUUUGCAUGUAUAGCUAGGAAACAUGUAUUGUUCUAGUUUGGACAGUUUAAGUCAUUUUAAAGAAAGUUCAUAGUUGUUGCCUUUUAACUCAUACUCAAGCUUCAUUCUGUCAAAGAGAAAUUUGUGAUUUUCAUUUACUUGCUAAUAUUUUGUAGUUUGGAGAUCCUUGUGGGCAUUAUUCUAACAAUAUGUAGACACUUGGAAAUUUUUGGACAUAAUAUUAAAUGAGUGGUAUCUGUGAAAUUGGUUGUAUUAGGUGGCGUGACUAAUUUUUUUCUAUAAUUGUAUAUGGACUGCAUUUUAAAAAAAACGCAUUUGCCUUUAUGCUAUAGAUUGUAAAAAAUUAUAUUAGAAUGCAUAAGACAUGUUUUCCCCUCAUAUGCUAGACUUUUCCUAGCAUUUUGUAUUUCUGUGUUGUCAGUGUGUGAUUUUUAAACCAGAAUUUGGUUUAAAAAAAUAUGGUGGUAAUGUAUGUGAGAAGUAGUUUGGUGCUUACCUUAUGAAAAUAAAGGAUUGUAAGUAAGGUUUCCUGCACACCUUAUACCAGAAUUCAGUAUAAUACGCUACUUUCUGUUUGCAAACAGAGAAAUCAUAAUAUAGUCUGUAUUGUCUGUAAGAUCUAUCCUGUAAACCACAUUCUUGACAACUAUUUACUUUUGAGUAGUUUGUAUUUUAAUAUGUGACUUUUGUCUUGAAAAGUAGUAAAGCCAUAGACUUGUGCAAAACAAAUUUCAAGUUUAUAGAUAUUAAGUUUGUAAUGUAAGAAUCAAAUGUGUAUGUAAAAAUACUUUUUACCAGUCUGGAACUUGGGAAAUCCAGGGAAUUUGAAACAUAGAUUUUAAUGAGCUGGUAAACACAAAUCAUGUCAAUAAAGGUAGUCAGGAUAUUUUAUCCUUAGCAUUGCUUCUGCAUCCUGUGUGGGAUUCCAAUUCUUGAAUAUGUUCUUUUCAAAAUCUUAAGAAAACAACCUUUUUUCUUUAUUAACAUCAUGUGUUUACUUUCAGCAAAUAUUUGUAUUACUGCUUGAUUCUGUGACAUUCACAACAGAUGUAGAGAAGGCAUUAUUUUUCAUUAAUAAAUGUGAAAUUGGAAUGGA
This is a messenger RNA of Nomascus leucogenys (northern white-cheeked gibbon), 6886 nucleotides long. It is a transcript of the gene PCMTD2, whose product is annotated as protein-L-isoaspartate (D-aspartate) O-methyltransferase domain containing 2. Gene Ontology annotation, cellular component: cytoplasm. Gene Ontology annotation, biological process: protein modification process. NCBI's taxonomy places the organism in Eukaryota, Metazoa, Chordata, Mammalia, Primates, Hylobatidae. Bases 3153 to 4238 code for a protein of 361 amino acids. Gene Ontology annotation, molecular function: protein-L-isoaspartate (D-aspartate) O-methyltransferase activity. The record is from RefSeq and is a predicted model, not a curated record. The transcript is spliced from 6 exons.